CACCCUCGCUGAUCGCUCUCGUUUGCGGAAACCCGUCCGUCGAUUACUCAGCUACUAUCGCCGUAUGUCGCAGCUUCUCUUGCUAUCUCGCUGUUAAGCGUUUUGCACCACCGCCAACCGCGGGCGGACUCAGGCGGACUCGUACACGCGUCUUCGUAUCGGGCUCAGGGUCGCGGCCUCGUCCCACCUCGCCUCGCCUAGCCUAGCCUCGCCUUGCCGCGCCGCGCCUCGUCUCACCACGCGUCAGUCAACAGCAGCCGCGGCGUGCGUAAUUUCUAUUCGCCGCGUCGUCGCCGCCGUUGCGCGGAUUGCGCCUAGUCGCUCCUCGCGAUACGCCUUCGAGACGCACGAGCCAACCGUGGGUCAUAAUGUCAGCGGCAGUGCGGACCGCGGCGCGCCGCUACAACGAUACCGUACGCAUUCGAUGAAAUCCGCUCCGCAGGCAGGGGAUGACGGAUGACAGGAAUCGAAAUAGAUCACAAUAAUACGGCACAAGUAUUAAGUGAAAUAAAUGCAAAGUUACGACCGUUAUGCAUGACCAUAAAAUGCAUAAAUUGCGAAGUUACCGGAGAGUUAUAUUGGAUUUUCGCGAGCACAGUGCAAGACAAAACUGCUAGCUUUGUUUCGCAUUUCUCACAAGCAGAAUUAGCUCUCUUGCGAAAUGUAUAUUCUGAAAUUGUUACUUCUACCGAUAGCUGUGUAUCAAGUACAUUUUGCCUUAAUUUAUGUUCAUCACUAAAUGUAAGACUGACUAAAUCUGAUGCCGAACAAUUUCUAUUCAAAAUGGUCAAUAGACAAUGGUUAUGCUGUAAGGAUGGUAAAUAUUAUAUGGGAGUAAGAAGCAUAGCAGAAUUAUUGCAAUAUUUUAAAGAUACUUAUGAGGAGAAUCUUCAAAUUUGUGCUUUAUGCAAGCAGGAACUUUUUUAUGGUGACAAAUGUAACAAAUGUGAUGCUAUUAUACAUGUUUAUUGUCUGAAGAAUUAUGCAAAAAAUCAAAAUGGUUUAGGAUGUCCUAAUUGUCAAUUUUCUACACCGAGGCAGAAUCUUUCUAGUAGUAACACUAGUGCCAUGGAUAUUGAAGAUACAUCACAGAUGAGUAUGGAAAUACAUGAGAUGGCACAGUCUAGUCAAACCAAAAAGUUGAAACGAAAACAUAAGAAUGGACUGAUGUAAGAUGCUUUGUUUAAUUGGUUACACGGACUGUUUGGGAGAGAUAAAUGCUGCAAACCACAGAUUUAUACAUUUA
Molecule: messenger RNA, 1246 nt
Organism: Mycetomoellerius zeteki
Lineage: Eukaryota; Metazoa; Arthropoda; Insecta; Hymenoptera; Formicidae
Gene: Nse1
Product: SMC5-SMC6 complex component Non-SMC element 1
Exons: 6
Coding region: 457-1173 (238 amino acids)
Biological process (GO): double-strand break repair via homologous recombination
Cellular component (GO): nucleus; Smc5-Smc6 complex
Molecular function (GO): ubiquitin-protein transferase activity
Source: RefSeq, a predicted model, not a curated record